AUGGGCGCGCCGUCGUCCGCGUCGGACCCGACGUCGAUCCGCGCGCACGUGUGGUCGCCCUACGGCGGGUGGUUCGCCGAUCCGAAGGGCUGGCGACGAAACACCGCGCUCGGGUUCGUCGGGCUCGGCGUCUUGGCGUUCGCGACGUGGGAUUUCUCGCGUAAGCGGGAGAAGCGACCGAUCUAUCCGGCGCAUCGCGUGCCGUCGCAGAUGUGGUCGAACGCGUUCGAUGAGAACGGACCGAGGGCGAAGUAG
Ostreococcus tauri is the source of this 255-nucleotide messenger RNA. Its product is annotated as unnamed product. The record is from RefSeq and is a predicted model, not a curated record. The coding region runs from base 1 to 255 and encodes 84 amino acids. Lineage: Eukaryota; Viridiplantae; Chlorophyta; Mamiellophyceae; Mamiellales; Bathycoccaceae. The transcript has a single exon.